Parnassius apollo (apollo) is the source of this 462-nucleotide messenger RNA. Lineage: Eukaryota; Metazoa; Arthropoda; Insecta; Lepidoptera; Papilionidae. The record is from the annotation of a GenBank genome assembly.
AUGGCGAUAUCAAUAUUAAGCAAAAAAAUAAGUAAUAGCAUCAAAAAGAACAGAAUUAAAAAAAGAACCAACGUACUCAACUACCAUAUAAAAAAUACAGGAGGAAUCAAAAAAGCUUUAAAAGAACUAAAAGAGACAAAAACCUGGGUACCAAAUAUUAAAAAUAAAGCAGGAAAACAGGAAACGACAAGAAGAGCUAUAAUACAGACAGCAACUGAUUUCUUUAGAAAACUUUAUGCAGCAGAACAAAGUACCCAAGAUAUAACUAUAAAUCUCGAUGAUGAUGACGACUUAGAAGACAUACCAGUUUUCCUACAAUCAGAAAUAGAAAAAGCUGUCAACAGUCUUAAGAACAAUAAGGCACCCGGAGCAGAUCAGAUUAUAAAUGAAAUGAUCAAAACCUCAGUUAUGUCACCGGAAAAGCUAAGAAUAAACUCACAGAAAUAUAUAACUUCAUUUUAA